Molecule: messenger RNA, 3897 nt
Organism: Apus apus (common swift)
Lineage: Eukaryota; Metazoa; Chordata; Aves; Apodiformes; Apodidae
Product: heat shock factor protein 3-like
Exons: 13
Coding region: 45-1688 (547 amino acids)
Biological process (GO): regulation of DNA-templated transcription
Molecular function (GO): DNA-binding transcription factor activity; sequence-specific DNA binding
Source: RefSeq, a predicted model, not a curated record
CCCCCGGUGCGGGGCAGCGCGGCCCGGCCCGGCCCGGCCCGAGGAUGCGGGAAGGGCCCGCGCUGCCCGGCGCGCCCCCGGUGCCCGGGUUCCUGGCCAAGCUCUGGGCGCUGGUGGAGGAUCCGCAGAGCGACGAUGUCAUCUGCUGGAGCAGGAAUGGUGAGAACUUCUGCAUUCUGGAUGAGCAGAGGUUUGCCAAGGAGCUGCUCCCCAAGUACUUCAAACACAACAACAUCUCCAGCUUCAUACGACAGCUUAACAUGUAUGGUUUCAGGAAGGUGAUUGCUCUGGAGAAUGGUAUGAUGACAGCAGAGAAGAGCUCAGUCAUUGAGUUCCAGCACCCCUUCUUCAAGCAAGGAAGGGCACACUUACUGGAAAACAUCAAGCGCAAGGUCUCUGCAGUAAGAACUGAGGAUCUCAAGGUCUGUACGGAGGAUUUGCACAAAGUACUUUCUGAAGUCCAGGAGAUGAGAGAGCAGCAGAACAACAUGGAUGUCAGGCUGGCCAACAUGAAGAGAGAAAAUAAGGCCCUGUGGAAAGAAGUGGCAGUUCUAAGGCAGAAGCACAGUCAACAACAGAAGCUGCUGUCUAAGAUUCUUCAAUUUAUACUAAGUUUGAUGCGAGGAAAUUAUAUUGUUGGGGUCAAAAGAAAAAGGUCUCUGACGGACGCCGCGGGUGCCUCCCCCUCCAAGUACAGUCGUCAGUACGUUCGCAUCCCAGUGGAGAGCAGCCAAGCUGUGGCUUUUUCUGAACAUGAUGCAGAUGAUGAGGAUGGAAAUGGAACAGGUCUCAUAAUUCGGGAUAUCACAGACACUCUGGAAAAUGCCCCUGACGGCCUCCUUGCUGUGGCACACACCAGUGGCAGAGCCAGAGAGACACAGGCAGCUCUGGAUCCUGGCUUACCUAUUCGUCAAGUCUUGCAGCCAAAUGAGUUAAAUUGUGCAGAACCUAUGCCAUCAGUUCAUGCAAAUGAAGUCAGCAAAUCCAGUGACAGGGGAAACGCUGCAGUGGAACUCCAUUCCACACAGCAGAGUGCCCCAGAAGACCCCGUGUCAGUGAUUGACUCCAUCUUGAAUGAGAACAACUCUGGAAACCAAAGUGAUCCAUUACUGGACAGAGAAGAAAUUCAGGAUUUUCUUAAUUGCAUUGAUGCCAGCCUUGAAGAGCUUCAAGCAAUGUUAUCUGGGAAGCAGUAUAACUUUGGUUCCGAAGCCUUCACCGAUACACUUAAUCCUGAGCUGCCAGCCCUGGAUAUGAGCUUGAUGGAAACUUCUCCUGGUAUGGAAAAUAUGGCAGACUUGGCAGAGGGCACUGAAGAUCUGGGAGCGAGCGAGCGAGAAACAGCAGGAAGCAAAGAUAUGCAGCUGAUACAGUACAGGGCCAAUCCUCUGCUUUCAUUAUUUGAAGAGCUACCUUCAAGUGAAGCUGCAGAGAAGACAGAUGAUCCCAAAGACCUUCUGCUGCCCCUUGCAGAGGAGAAACCUGCUCUUCACCCUCCAUCAGGCAGUGGAACUGUCUUGCCAUUGGCAGCUUCAGCAAGCCAGGCUGAGCCUCUGGAUGCUCUGGGAAUGGGUGAUCCACCUCUCCUCUCAGAAGAUGGGAAUGGAGAGUAUAAACUGUUUCCACUCUUGCUCCUCAGUCCUGUUGCUAACUUCAUAGAAGAGGCCUCUGAGAUAGAAACUUCUUGAGCUCAAGAAGGUCUAGAAGUUUGACCUCUCACCUCACCUGCUUCCCAGGUGCCAUGUUGUUAUACACAAAAGGAAGUUCUCUUUCUACAGGCAAAGAGCACAUCUGGAAGAGGUGAAAACAAGCUCAAAACAAGAGCUGGUGGGAGUGAAGGCACUGAGUGGAGGGAAGGAACAACCUCCCCAUAAACAUCCUGCAAUGUAUUCCAUAACUUUUUAUCCAGUAUCCUUAUUACAAGAGGAAAUCUGUUUGUAUUUUCUUUGUAAAGUUUAGCUGGUUUUUUUGGUUGUUAUUGUUGUUGGUUUGUUGUUGGUUUUUUUAUUAGCUGGAUAGUAAUGUGGAGUUUAAUUUUUUCAACAUGGGUUUUACUCUUUCUGAGAGCCUGUUUCAAUAGGUGGGUUGUCUACUGUUUGGAAUUAAGCCUUUUUUUAAUUUUGUUUUUAAUUUGAGGUGUCUUUUUUUUUUUGAUAGCUUGUGGCUACAAUUGUCUGCACCUGCUUAGAUCACUUUCGUAUUCCUAGAUUUGCUGCUAGGUACAGGGAACAUUUUUCCUAUGGAAAAUUACAUUUUAACUGUGGAAUAUUCCUUUUUAACAUGCUAACACACAUCCAUUGCCACGGAUUGUAGGUGUUGUGGUAGGAAGUGCUUGCCACCCUGCGUAAUGUUGGUUUCUCAUGCACAUUGCAUGGCAGUUCUAGGGUAACUUGCACCUAGCUCACAGAUCAUGUGUCCUCAGAAAUUUUAGACAGAGCUGAUUCAAGUCUAGCAAAGUCCAGGAGCUGUCCUUAAAAUGAGAGGGGAGGAAAAAAGGAGUCAUGGGAUAACUUGCAUCAACACAGGACAUGACAUUAAGAUUUCUCUUGUUUGCAGCAGCUACUUGCUCACUUGACCCUAUAUGGACACUGGAUUUCUUGCUGCAUUUUCUGCUUGUGGGAUCUUAAAGCUAAAUUGACUCAUUACAUCUGAGUCCCUUGAUAGCAAAUUACAAAAACUAGUGUCUGCUUGAUAAAAAAAUCUUCCCCCUUAAUUCUUCUCUACACUAUUUCCCUGACUUUGAGCAGCUGUAAUGCAGGCAUCAGCCCUUGAUGUCAGUGGGAGAGCAAGUUCUCCUUCACUCACCCCAGGUUGGUAUCAGUCUGCCACAGCCCACACAAACCUGAGUUUGGCUGUAGGGAUGCAGAAGCUUUGGAGCCAGAGGAGGCCAGAAGGCAGGUAGAAAACCACUUGCAUAAUAUCACUUGAUAUUUCCUACCAGCACAAUUACUUGGAAAUUUUUUCAGUUUCAGGAAUUCAGGCUACCUACAGAUUUUGUUCUCUCCAACGUUUCUGAACUAUUAAGUUCGGGUUCUUUCAUAUUCAAGAAUCCAAGGUAAUUUGAUUUUCUGAAACCUACUAGGUAACACCUUACCUAUGCUGGCCUUACUUCAUUGAAUUGGUGUUUCAUUGUCAAAUCUUUUGAGUUGCAGAGGAAUAUCUUGCUACUGAGUGUGUGUACAUGUCUACUGGCUUCACAGUGUCAUUUUCUGCCCAUGCUUCUGUAACUGUUCUUUCCCUUUUGACCCCUCGUGUUUGUAUCUUUUCAACCAACUUUUGCACGGACAUCUUAUUUCAGCCUUUUCUGGUUUUUCUUUUGUUUUCUUCUGGAGACAAAGGGCUGAGGAGUCUCAAGGUUCUGUGAGCUAAAGGGAGAGGGGGAAAUGAGUGAAUUGCAUCUUUUUCUUGGGUUCUGACUUAUUUUUAGUUUCUUCCCAAAGGCCUCAAUUUGUCCAAAAGUGAAACAGCAAAAACUAGGCUUUUCUGGUGUUCUUGUGCUGUUUUGACAGCACAGUGCAGACAACAAAGUUCUCUGAGAGGCUGAUAUUCUGUAACUCUGACUUCCUGAACAGGUUAGACUGAAGUGUAGUUCCUGUUACAAAUUACUAUCAUGUUCUUCCAUUAUGGAGUCCUCUGAUCUGAGUGCAUCUCACCAUCAGAUAUUUGAUCUGAUUGCCUGAGUUUUUUAAUACACUUUCUCUCUUAAGAAUUUAAGAAACCAAGGCUUAAAAAACUUGCAAAUAAAAACUUGUGCAUCUGUGUCUGGUCUAUGUACUGGUCUGGGAAAAGUGUUUAUUUAUGCAAGUUUUCUAAGAAAGAUUGCAAUGGCAAGGGGAAGGCUGAACAGCAAGGAAAACCCACAUGCUGAAGUAAUUAAACUCAAUAAUUGCAAAACCA